GAGAGACGACGCCGAUCAUAAAAACAGAAAACUAUUGGAAAACGGAAGCAAGUUAGAUCAAAAGCCAUCGUCUCUUGCUUUCUUCGCCGCAGAUCCAAAUCUAGGCUCGGGAUUUUUCUGAGCUUGUUCUAUCUGGAUAUCCAAUGAAGCAUGUUCUGAAGAUUUUGACAAUACUGGUGGCCAUUUCUGCAUUUUGGAUUGGCCUUUUGCAGGCAUCUAUAGUUCCACGAAGCCAUACUUGGUUGUUACCUAUCUAUUUUAUUGUGUCACUUGGAUGCUAUGGCUUAUUGAUGGUUGGAGUUGGCCUAAUGCGAUUUCCAACUUGUCCUCAAGAAGCAUUGCUGCUGCAGAAGGACAUUGCUGAGGCCAAGGUUUUCUUGAAGCAAAAUGGGGUUGAUGUUGGUUCCGAUUGAUAUUAGGGUUAUAAUUUAUCUCACAAGAGUCAAAGGCCCAAUUCACAGGGUAAUGCUUCAAACUGCAUCAUCAACAGUUCUCUGAACCAAAGCAGUUCUAAGAGAAUGAUAUAUACCAGGAAACGGCUUCAAUAUUUACAUGAUUUCUGUUGAAAAAUUGUUUCAUUGUUCACAGCCAGUCUCUUAUGGUACAUCUUAAUGGAGUCAUUACACACUUACACUUUCCACUUCUAGUUAUUCCAUUUUUCAACCUUACCAGUCCCCACAAUCUUUUGGAAGUAUGGACUUUGCCAAUAUGCAUUAUUCUAGCCGUCCAUGACAUGAAGUAAGUGGGUAUUUCUGCAUGUGCAGUUUUGUGUGUUUUAGGGUAGUUAUGGAAACAACAAAUGUAUUAACUUGUAGUAGGUUGUAAGUGAUUUCAGAAAUAAGGUAAAAAUUGCAUGUUUGAGAGUAAUGAAAAUGAUAAAUGCAUUAAUCUCCA
Messenger RNA from Rubroshorea leprosula, 894 nucleotides. The record is from the annotation of a GenBank genome assembly. NCBI's taxonomy places the organism in Eukaryota, Viridiplantae, Streptophyta, Magnoliopsida, Malvales, Dipterocarpaceae.